CUAAUAAUUUGUCAUUUCUCAAAACUUCAAAAUUUUAAGUGUCACAAAAUAUGUUAAAAAUUACAGUUUUUCUAAUAUCAAUUUAUGUCCUCUACAUACAAUGCCCAAAUCCGGAAGCUAACGAUAGUACCUAUGAAGUUCCUUGUAAUGCCAAAUAUCCAUUUGGCGAUGAGCAACAAUUCAAUUAUGACGUAUUAGAGAAUAGCACUAAAAAUAUUCAUUGCACUGAUGGAAAGGAUUUGAACGAUAUUCAUGGAAAAUGUCCUCCUUCCACUGCAACAAAUGAAAGUGUAUUGGAUCCGUACAUAUUCUGUCCAGAUUUUCCGGUAAUCCCGCCUCCCCACGAAAUAAUAUUCAGUUCAAGUAAUCAACCUUCCCCUGAAGUUCAGUGUAAAAAGUGUGAUUUGAGGUUGACACCUGAUAAUACAGCAGUUAUACUCGAAUGUUUUCAAUGUUUUGAUAUUCCAUCUAUCAAUAGACCAGCGAACAGAACUGAGAGAAAUAUCCUGUACAAAGUAUAUUUUAUUCAAAUCUCGAAUUAUUCAAGCGUGGAGAUAACUGGAAGAGAAUAUUUUGAGUAAAAUUGAAAAUUCAACAGAUUGGAUUUUGAAUACAUGUCAAUUGUCAAAUUACGCGCAACAAUCUUGUGAUAUUUGAGGUUAUGUUCAUUGUGCCGUUCCCAAAAAGUUUUGGUCUCCAUACAGCCUUAUAAAUAGGAUUCGUUCUUUUGCAAGUAAAUAUGCUCGAAUAACAAUCCAAUAAUGUGGUCCAGAAACAUAACUUCAUAUUUGAAACCGAACUGCGCGAGAGGUCUGCAACGGAAAUAUUCCAACAUUGCCAAGACAAAAGCUCUCCAAGAAACUUCAGAUGUGCACAGUUUUAGCCUCGGAGAAAAAUACCAUGGCUUCGUGGUCAAACAAAUCCAAGAGAUACCAGAGUUCAGAAUAACGGCCAUUUAUAUGCUGCACGAAAAGACGCAAGCUCCCUAUUUGCAUUUGUUCCGCGAAGACAGUAACAAUGUCUUCUCGGUAAAUUUUCGAACGACGCCUUUGAACAGUACCGGACUGCCGCAUAUCUUGGAACACACUGUAUUAUGCGGGUCGGAGCUCUUUCCUGUAAGAGAUCCUUUUUUCAAAAUGCUCAACAGAUCUCUAUCAACGUUCAUGAAUGCCAUGACUGGAUCAGAUUACACCAUGUACCCGUUCAGCACUCAGAACUACUCUGAUUACAAAAACCUGCAAAAGAUAUACCUAGACGCAGUGUUCAGGCCACAGCUGAAGGAGUUGGAUUUUAUGCAGGAGGGGUGGAGGUUAGAACAUUCCGAUCCGAAUAACAUCAAGAGUGAUAUAGUCAUAAAGGGAGUGGUUUUCAAUGAAAUGAAGGGCGUGUUCUCAGAGAACGACAACAUUCUAGGUCAGAAGCUGCAGAAUCUUAUUUUACCUGAUCAUACUUACGGCGUUAUAUCUGGGGGCGACCCUAAAGAAAUCCCCGACCUGACUUGGAACGAUCUGAAAAAGUUCCACUUGGAACACUACCAUCCAAGCAACUCGAGGAUCUACUCUUACGGUAACUUUCCGCUGCUGCCAUCUUUGGAGUACAUUGAUAGCGAGUACUUCAGCAAAUACGCCAACUCGCCUCCUACGCAUACGAAGGUGCCUAAGCAGAAACGGUGGAAGGAUCCGAAAAAGGAACAUAUACCUUGCAGGUUUGACAACAUGGGUGAGCCCUUAGAAAAGCAGAACUCAAUUUCGCUUUCCCUAUUACUUUCUGAUAACACAAAUGUUGCUGAAACAUUCCUUAUGCAAUUUUUGACGGAGCUGUUGAUCAAAGGGCCCAAUUCGCCAUUCUACAAGUCCAUGAUCGAGCCUAACUUUUCAGGAGGGUUCACUUCUUCGACAGGUUUUGACAGUCAGCCCAGGGACUGCAUCUUCACCAUAGGCUUACAGGGGGUGAAGCAGGAGGAUUUUGAGAAAGUGACUAAUAUUUUUAACGAAACUAUAGAUGAUGUUAUUAAAAAUGGUUUCGAACCGCAUCAUAUCGAAUCUGUUUUGCACCGUUAUGAACUGUCCAUCAAGCAUGAAACAAACAACUUUGGUUUGAACUUGCUAUUCGGCAUCACACCUACUUGGAAUCAUUCCGAAGACGUGUUGGCUUGUUUGGAAGCUGCCAAGUUGAUGGAGAAGCUCAGGUCUGAUAUUAAGAACAAUCCCAAGUACCUGCAGGAGGUAGUUCGGAAAUACUUCAAGGAUAAUACUCACAAACUCACGUUAACCAUGUCUGCGGACAAGGAUUUUGAAGCCAAACUGGAAAAAGCUGAAAAAGAGCUGAUCAAGAAGAAGACCAAGGGGUUGUCGGAUGAUGACAAGAAGGCUAUCUACGAGAAAUGUCAGGCUUUGCAGAAGCAGCAAGCGGAACCUGCAAAAACGGAACUUUUACCUACUCUGGUUAUAGACGAUAUCAACUCCGAGGUAGAGAAAGUCGAUAAGGUGCAAGUCACAUUAAACAAUGUUCAAACUCAGAUCAACAAAGUCAACUCUAAUGGAAUAGUGUAUUUCAAAGCGCUAAUCAACACCAACGAGUUGUCACCCGAGCAGCAGAUGCUGCUUCCCCUCUUCUGCUACGUCAUCAACAAGCUGGGAACAAACAAGCUAAACUACAGGGAAUUUGACAGCCUUAUGAGUCGAAAAACUGCCGGGCUAAGUUUUACUAAUCACAUCGGCGAGAGCCUGUUCCAUCUCCACACCUACGAACCGGGCCUUUUUAUUUCCAGUUACUGUCUAGAGAAGAAUUGUGACAGUAUGUGGGAUAUUUGGAAUCAAAUAUUCAAUAUAAGCGAGUUGAAGGAUGUUCAGCGUUUCCAGAUGUUGGUCCAGCUUUACAUGGCAAACUUGACGCAUGGGAUUGUGGAUUCAGGGCACGUGUACGCAAUGCAAGCAGCUUCAAGUCUGGUGUCUGGAUCGGCUUAUCAGGUCGAGCUACUUUCUGGCUUGCAUCACAUCACGUACAUGAAGAGGUUGAUGAACACGUCAAAUUACAAGGCGAUGCUGGAUGAGAUUGUGAAUAUCGCGAGGAUAUUAUUCGACAAGAAGAAAAUGAGGGUAGCUUUGAACAUAUCUCCAGAAAACCGCUCUAAUAUACUGCACUCGUUCGAGAACUUCAUCAACAAACUUCCUGAAGCGACAAAUACCUUACAUCCAGAGUCAGAAUCAACUUACGUAACCGGAAAAGUAUGGGCUCCCACAGACGCAGUCAACUGUCAACAUCAUGUUCUAAACGUGCCCAUCAACUACUGCAGCAAGGCUAUCCUAACCGCUCCUUACACACACAAGGAUUACGCCAAGCUUAGAGUACUCGCUAGGCUACUAUCCUCAAAGUACCUCCACCCUGAGUUGAGGGAGCGGCAAGGGGCAUACGGUGGGGGUGCCAGGAUUAUGCCAGAUGGGGUGUUCUCGUUCUUCAGCUACAGAGACCCCCGUAGCUUGGAAACAUUGGACGUGUUUGAUAACUCUUACAAGUGGAUUCAAAAUGAGAUGAAGAACAUUACGGAGCAAGAUAUUUUUGAAGCGAAGCUGGGUGUUUUUCAAGCUGUAGACGCGCCGGUGCCCCCCAGCUCUAAAGGUUCAGAGGAGUUUUUGAAGAGGUUGACACCGGAUAUUAAGCAGCGGCACAGAGCUGAGCUGAUGAGCGUUGAAAAGGAUGGACUGAAGAUGGUGGCAGAAAAGUAUUUGGGACUCUCGAACGUCCUAAAUAGUGGAAAAGUCAUUAUUGGGCCGAAAAAUGAUAAGGUGGAUCUGGGAAAGAGAGAUAAUGAGAUGUGGACUGUAAUGGAUACUGCUUCUUAAGUUUUCUGUUAAUUUAUUCAUAGAUUUAAUGAUUAUCCAAAUAGACACUUCGUUUUGUUAUUUUUAUUUGAGACUGUUACAAAUAAAUGCUUUAUUUAUACAAGAACUUCAA
Molecule: messenger RNA, 3954 nt
Organism: Leptinotarsa decemlineata (Colorado potato beetle)
Lineage: Eukaryota; Metazoa; Arthropoda; Insecta; Coleoptera; Chrysomelidae
Product: presequence protease, mitochondrial
Biological process (GO): protein processing
Cellular component (GO): mitochondrial matrix
Molecular function (GO): metal ion binding; metalloendopeptidase activity
Source: RefSeq, a predicted model, not a curated record